Stylonychia lemnae is the source of this 579-nucleotide messenger RNA. The record is from the annotation of a GenBank genome assembly. Lineage: Eukaryota; Ciliophora; Spirotrichea; Sporadotrichida; Oxytrichidae.
AUGGGAAUAUGCUGCUCCAACUAGAAUAGUGCAGACUAAUGGUAAGGUCUUUAAUAAGAGGGAUCCAUCCAGACUAACGCUGAUUAACUGUAAGGCUUGGAGAACGUUUCUUAGAACAACAAUGACUCAUUGGUAAUUUUCUACUUAGAGGGAGAAGCUGAUCAAAAGAUGGAUGCAAUCACUUUAGCUAGAUAAUACCCAGAGCGUUGGUAAGGAGAAGAACUUAAAGAAAAUGAAACUAUCUUUAUCCAUGAACACUAAUUAGAUAAGAUAUCUUAGAAUCUCAGAGUAGGAUGGAUCUGUGAUGGAGGAAAAGCUCCUCUGAAUGGAUGCUUUAGUGGUAUAACCGAUUUCAAUUAAUCUGAUAAAAUGAAUAUUCAAGGAUGGGUUUGCUGGCCUUGUAACUUUGACUAUUGUGAAAAUUGCAUCAAAGCAUCGAAAUACAUUGACAAGGUUACUAAAAAAAGAUUAAAUAUACUUGAUCUACCUAGUAAAGCUUAAAUAAGGUAACUUAAUAUUCGGUUUAUAUCUGUUAAUAAUUUCAUAGGCCAUAAAUUACAGAUGAAAAAUGAAACUUGA